GAACCUCAAAUCUUCAGUCUCUUAGAGACCACAGCUGGAGUUGUAAGUUUAUAGUUGGGAACUUAUUUACAGAGUUUGUCAUAGGUAGCUUCGUCAAACAAGACAAGGUAUUGAGCUUGUCCCUAACUUUGCCUUUGGACCAUUUCUUCUUUUUGGCCUUGCCCCCGGGUUUGUUCAGUGAGUCUUUGUCUUUCUUGGCUGACUUUCCAGUGUCUUUCUUCUUCUUGUAGUCCUUGGGUGGCAUUGUGAAGCUUGGAGAGCAGUGGCGAACACUGCAGCCUUGUUAAGAUGUCAGACAAAAAGUGAAGCUCAUUUUUACCAAAUAAUAAGUGGUAGUUGACACUAAUGCCCAGAGGUGAAACUUAGGAAUUUAAAGAACUGAGAUAAUUUCUCAUCUACAAGUAGUUAAGUCUCUGAAUAGGUUGGGAGAAAAAGAAAUAUAAUUUGAACAGGACUUUUCCUUUUUUUGUUACAUUUCAUUUUUCGUUCUGCUUUUCUUUUUAAGCCUGCCAUUUUGUUAUUUUAAUUAUUUUGGCUUUUAAAGUUGUUUUAAUUUCAUUAGGUUGAACCAUAUAGAAGCUGGCGUGUUUGCAGGUCAGAAAGUAUUUAGCUAGCAAUGCAAUGGUUAAGUAUCGGUAAGUUCGUAAUUAUAUUCUUGUUCUGUAAGAGGUUUUAACUGACGUUUUGGGAGUCCAUUUUGAGUUAGAUUGAGUACCAAAGACUGUCUGAAGGAAUGUUGCUCUGAUGGCAUAGGAACAAGUGGAACAGAGCCCCAUGAAGUAGACAACUUCAACCCAGCGUCAUUCUAUCUUGCUAAAUCAAUAUGGUUCUGAGAGUAUAUAGAAAUUGGAAAAUUCAGAAAAUAUAGAAAGCUAUAAAGAAGAAAGAUUUUUUAAUGACUGUUAUCCCACCAUCCAAUAAUAGUGUUGAUUUUUAAUGUAUUUCCUUUUAGUCAUAUAUAUAUAUAGAAAGUUACUCAGCCUUCAAAGUAAAUAUAGAGUGAAUAUAUCAUGGGACUGCAUUAUUUUAUUUUUUAUUGUAUUUUUUAAUCAGCAUAUAACAUACAUACUUAUGAGGUAUAUAAUGAUAUUUUGAUACAUAUAGUAUAUACUGAUCAGAUCUUGGUAAUUGCGCACAUGCCCAUCAUCUCUAACAUUUAUCAUUUCUCUGUGUUGGGAACAUUCAAUAACCUCCUUCUAGCUAUUUGAAACUACAUAAUAUUAACUGUAGUCUUUCUAGAGUGGUACGGAACACUAGAGUGAGUCUAUGUUAUGGUUAAAGACCAAAUGUACAUAUGGAUUUUUGUAAGGAUACAAAUUUAUAGAGCCUCCCUAAGUUGUUAAUAAAUUGUCUCUUUUGAAGAAAAUGUUUUUCUUUAAUCCAAAGCAAAACAUUUAAUUCCUGAUUGAUUCAGUUAAAUGUGGCUAUUAGGCUUUUUUUUUUUAAGUUUCUUAAAUGAAUGUUUUGAUUUUAGCUCCUAGAGUGGUUUCACUAAAAUAGAAACAAAGUUGAAAGAACUGUUACUGUACUAAUGGCAGUAAUGUAACAGCGUGUAGUUUUAUUGCAAUUUUAUAAAUUUUUAAUUCUUUCAAAUUUUCAGCCAUUGUAUUGUCUGUUUUUAUCAGCGUAACUGUCUUGUUUUAUACAUGGGAAACCACAGAGAGAAUAAGUUACAUGCCCAAAUUCACAAGUAAUAGUAGAAAAGCCUAGACUUUUGACUUUGGUGAACACUUUUUCUGUUUAUUGAAAUACAGCAGUAACUCUCAAAAAUCACUCCUUUAUUCUGUAUUUAUUAAGGUGCUCAGUAAAUAUGGUUUAAAAAUAAAGUCUAUGGCAAGUGUAUAGAAUAAGAAGUAAUCUGAUUUGGCUGGAGGGCAUGUUAUUUGGGGGAAGUAAAACAAUUGAGAACAGACUAGAAAGGCAAUAAGGGAGCCAUUGACUCUUCUUGAACAAUGGGGUACAAUAAAAAAAUAUACAUUUUGGAUAUUUAACCAGGCAGAAAAGAAAAAAUUAGAAAAAUGAACAAAACUCUAAGUUUAGGUGAUAAUCAUCUUCUAUGGUAAGUGUAUUAAAAAUUGAAAGGAGGAAAUGCAUUUGAGAACUAUUGUGGGAAUACAUUUUCAGGACUUGGUGACUAAGAACUAAGUGCUUUGAGGGAGAGAGUGGUCAAGAUGAUUGAGUCCUAAGUUUCAUACCGGAGUGCCUAGGAAAAUGUUGGAAAAAUACAGAGGCUUAUUUGGUAGGAAAAAGGUUUUUGAUUUUAGACAUGCUGUGGUUGAAAUCUCUACAGUACAUCUUCCAUCUACAGGUGGAAAAUGUGUGACUAGCAGACAAAUUGUAGAUGGAAAAGGGAGCUUAGGAGUGAAAUCAGGGCUGGAGACCUAGGCAGAGAAAUUAUUUAUGUUGAGGGAAUAAUUGACGCCGUGUCAUCAUUCCUUCUUUUCAGCUACCUUCAGUGCUUUGCAUAUGCAUAGCCUCAAUGUAUUUGAGUAAUGUGUGACAGCACUGUAUUCAGAUAGCUGUUGUAUGACCUAGAACUGUAUAGCCUCAGUAAGAGCAGGCCCUUCAGGAUUCAGAGGAGCCCAGCCUUAAGCAUUUCAACAUGAUGGGCAGGAAAACACUGGCUCUUUAGGAAGGCUAUUUUAGUUGUAGGAGCAGAAAGUGAGUAAAGUUAUAUACCCCCUCUGUGCUAGGUGUUGGUAAGCCUUUUUUAUAUACUUUAUUUCUCAACAACCCUGUGAAGUAAGGAGUGUUGUUCUCAUUUUACAGAUGAUGAAACAGAGGCUUAAGAGAGGAUAAGUAAUAUUAGAGCAAGAAUUUGAACCUGAUUAUUGUUCCUUUGAUGCUAUUGGUCUUUUUACUGUGCCACACACUUCACUCUGUUUCCCAAUAAGACCUGUCAAAUAUUACUAUCAGGAUUGUGGUUAAAUAGGUUUUUUAUUUUGGGGCUAUGGCCGCGUCUGGGACUGGCCAGACAACUGCUGCUGCUUUAGAUUUAAAAUGUAAUUCAUUGCAUUCUGAUUAUGGGUGGCCAUUUGUCUGUAAUAAGAAAGCAUGUGUAUAAAAUGAAUAAAAAUGAAAGUUGGAUCACAUGUUUUUACUCAGUUGCCUACCUCUUGGAAUGCUUUCAAAUGCCGGCAUUUGUUUAUUGUCUUUUACUCUGCUGGAUACUUUCAAUUAAUCCUUCUAAAUAAAGAUACUAAAAUUACACAUUUUUAUGGCACCCAACUCUGUUAGCUGAAAAUUGUCAUCAUUUAUGACAUUACCAGGAAAACCACAAUAUAAUAUAAUACAGUUUGCAUUGUUUUAAAUAGGCAGAAGCAAGAUUGUAUAUUCUAAGAUACAAAGGCUUAUUUGUACCGUGAAACUUCCUGUAAUAUCCAUGCCUGAGUAGAAGAAGGUACAUUUACUUUUCUAUUUUUUGUUUGUAUUCUUGUAUACUGCUCAGCAAAUUAGAAGCAAGAAAUGUAUCUCAAAACUAUAGGGUAGUGUCAAAUAUGGGAACAAUGUAAUUUAUCUGUGCUAUUUGUGUAGUAUUCAGAAUGGGAGAUACUUUAUUUUUCUCUUGAAAAAGUGAUCUUAAAGUUUCUUGGCCAAUAUUCAGUGAAUCAUGAGAGAGAAAAUUAAUGGUGAAUAGCCUUCUAGCUAGAACUUCUUGUGCAGCUGAAUUAUGAUUCUCAGUUGCAAUAUGCCGUACACUUAAAGGAAGUUAACAUACUUCCUUUCUUUAAUAUUGCUCUUUGUUCUUUGGGAAAAUGCCGUGAGAAAAUAGAAAUUACCCCUCUGGCAGUGUGUUUCAGUCUAAUUCCUGACACCCUGUUCUGUUACUACCCCUUCUCCUUGCUAGCAGCCUGAAUUCUGCUUAUCUACUAAAAGGGGGAUUCCAGACAGACGAGGAAACAGCCUUCAAAUGAUGCACUGCAGGCAUAGCAAGCCAUUCCCACACUGUGCAGUCUGGAAAUCAGGGGGCACCUCUCUGACGAUGAAUUCCAAUUAGUGGCUAAAGAUGCCAGAGUGUGUGCACGUACAGGCGUUUUCUUUCCCCUCCCCCUUUCUUCCUUUUCCCAAGCCCCCUCUUCUCCCUGUUUCCCCUCCUACUCCUUUAUCCCCUCCCUCCGUGUCUCAGUUCUGCAGUACGCGGGUUGAAGCACAUUCCUGCUUUGCAAGGCUUUCUGCUAAGGAUGUAUUGUGGCUUUUGUUUGGAUUGCAGCAUGCAGAAUUACAGCUGUUCAGAGGAGACUCAUUACAACUCCUGCUGAAGCUCCUAAUCUUCUUCCCUUCUCUUCUACCCUUUCCCCCUACCCUCACUUGGCCUGAAGACGUUCUCCCCAGAGUUUACCUUGCUCCCCUGGUGCUAUGUGUAUGGUGAACCUGGCACUAUGGCCGCGUCUGGGACUGGCCAGACAACUGCUGCUGGCUCUUCUUAUUCCAGGAAGGAUUUAAAGGGGAAUUGCACUGCAGGCAAUGCACCAGAGCAGCAGCAUCAGGAGCUUGGGGAGUAAGGCUCCUCUGGCAUUAUUACACACAUGCAAAGCUGACCGCAAUGACAGCAGCUGCUUCUUUGAACUGUUGGCAGCAGCCAAGCGGCAGCAUGAAGUGACAGAUCACUCCUGAGCUCAAGAUGAACUCCACCUUGGAUGGUAAUCAGAGCAGCCACCCUUUUUGCCUCUUGGCAUUUGGCUAUUUGGAAACUGUCAAUUUUUGCCUUUUGGAAGUGUUGAUUAUUGUCUUUCUAACUGUAUUGAUUAUUUCUGGCAACAUCAUUGUGAUUUUUGUAUUUCACUGUGCACCUUUGUUGAACCAUCAUACUACAAGUUAUUUUAUCCAGACUAUGGCAUAUGCUGACCUUUUUGUUGGGGUGAGCUGCGUGGUCCCUUCUUUAUCACUCCUCCAUCACCCCCUUCCAGUAGAGGAGUCCUUGACCUGCCAGAUAUUUGGUUUUGUAGUAUCAGUUCUGAAGAGUGUCUCCAUGGCUUCUCUGGCUUGUAUCAGCAUUGAUAGAUACAUUGCCAUUACUAAACCUUUAACCUAUAAUACUCUGGUUACACCCUGGAGACUACGCCUGUGUAUUUUCCUGAUUUGGCUAUACUCGACCCUGGUCUUCCUGCCUUCCUUUUUCCACUGGGGCAAACCUGGAUAUCAUGGAGAUGUGUUUCAGUGGUGUGCGGAGUCCUGGCACACCGACUCCUACUUCACCCUGUUCAUCGUGAUGAUGUUAUAUGCCCCAGCAGCCCUUAUUGUCUGCUUCACCUAUUUCAACAUCUUCCGCAUCUGCCAACAGCACACAAAGGAAAUCAGCGAAAGGCAAGCCCGCUUCAGCAGCCAGAGUGGGGAGACUGGGGAAGUGCAGGCCUGUCCUGAUAAGCGCUAUGCCAUGGUCCUGUUUCGAAUCACUAGUGUAUUUUACAUCCUCUGGUUGCCAUAUAUCAUCUACUUCUUGUUGGAAAGCUCCACUGGCCACAGCAACCGCUUCGCAUCCUUCUUGACCACCUGGCUUGCUAUUAGUAACAGUUUCUGCAACUGUGUCAUUUAUAGUCUCUCCAACAGUGUAUUCCAAAGAGGACUAAAGCGCCUCUCGGGGGCUAUGUGUACUUCUUGUGCAAGUCAGACUACAGCCAACGACCCUUACACAGUUAGAAGCAAAGGCCCUCUUAAUGGAUGUCAUAUCUGAAGUGGCUCAGUUACGGGGUUCCCGUGUGUGUGUGUGUGUGUGUGUGUGUGUGUGUGUGUGUUUUAUCUCUAAGUAUUCCUAAUUCACUAGGAGAUCUGGGACAGAAUACUUUGACUCUAAGCAAUAGCAUACAAAUUAUUUGUACAGAUACCUUCUAAGUUUGUAGAAAUGGUUUUCAAAAGUGCUUGUGAAUUAGAAGAUUCAAGACCAUGAAGACAAACUGCUCUUGCUCUCAAUUUUUGAAAUGUCUUGGAAAUGACUACAGUUCUCAGAUUUAAAAUGAAUAAAGCCAUAUCUAACACCUCUUUCCAGCUGGCAUGACUGAACCUGAGUGUGAAAAGCGUCAGCAUUUUAAAAAGUCAUCAUUUUCUUGUCACUUUCUGGGUUCUUUCCAGCUAUUUGGGCUUCAUGUGCAAUUGAUUUCUUCUAACAGGGAAUAGUAAAAUAUAAAUAAGGUUUUAGAAAUUACUUUUUAUGUAUGCCAAAUAUAACUACACUGCAAGUUUCAACACUGUCAUUUAGAAAGCCAAAUGUUCUCUGUUUUAUUCUCUUGAGAGAAUUCUCAGUAGGGUGAAUAAUGUGAACACAUAAACAUUAAUUUUAGAAUUUUACAGUGAACCAUGAAGCAAAAGUGCAAUCAAAUUAUACAAUUUAUGAAAAACUGAGCUACUUUUUGUGCCAUGCUUCACAGAGAUCUAAAGAUAUGUGUGCAUAGAAGUGAUCGUGUAGUAUUUUUGCCCAUGCCUUUGUGUUAUGUCUAUAUUUAGAAUAUCUGAAUUGUUAGAUUUCUCUUUUACAGCAAAAUGUGCUUAAGCUAAAAAGUAAUUCAGUGAUAGGCUGUUGGCUGUCCAUUUUAUAAUGGUGACUAUAUACAAAAAUGUGUCUUUAAUAUUGUCUGUUCUUUCUAUUCAAAGACUUCCAAAAUAUUAGAACAUCAGGGAGAAGGGUGUCGGUCAUAAGCAACUGAGCCAGAAAGUAUACCGUAGUAUACAGAUUGUUUUUUUAAAAUAGAAGGGAGUUGAGACAUUUUCUUUGUGGUUAAAUGGAAUCAACUUAGUUAUUUUUGAAAAGUAUUCUUUCAGUUAGUGCUAAGGAAUCCACAUUUGAAGAGGAGAAGGGGAAACACUAAGUCUCUUAUUGCUAUUUUCUUUCUGGAAAAAAAUCCUUUGGCAUACAGUUCUUAAUGGUCUUUUUUUUUUUUUUUUUCCUGCCAAAGUACUAGCAAAACCGAUAGGAUUUUAUAAUUCUUCUAUAGAAUUAUUAUUGAGAGUUAUGUGUGUUUGUAUUGAGAGUUGUAGUGAUGUUUGUUCUUAAAAGUGAUUAUCUUUAGAGCAAGAGGUUUAUUUUUCUAAAAGAAGAGAAGGUAUUCCAGCAGCUCCAGGCACGAGAGUAUUUCCUCUACUUUUCUGCUGUUCUAGAAAUGUUCUGGAAAUCUUCAAGGGGCUUAUUUGAUCUCUGCCUUUGGCUAGAGGUUGUAAUCUGAAUGCGACAGUGGUGUUCAGUGAGAUAGAAGAUGGAAGAAACCCAGGGGACAUGGGUUAAAGUGGAUUUCUGAAUGCAAGAAAGGACAUGGAUAUUUAUAAAGCAGGCAGAUAAGCUUUGGUUUUCCAUCAUGAUGCCAGUGUUCUUAUGAUUUUAGGCUUUAGACAUCAACUUGAUUUUAACCUCAGUUGUGUUCUAUUUAAACUUUUUUAUUUUAAGUGACUAAGCAUUAUAUAAACAUUCAAACUUCAGAUUCUGGGUUUUUCCCAAAGCCUUGCUUGCUCUUUAUGUUUGGUGUUAGCAAAUUUUAUUCUAAGCUGCUUCAAAAUUUAGAACUCAUACUGAAAUUGUAAGUUAUGUUAGAAAUGGCUUAGUUAAAUUGCCAUUUCAAAUGAGAAACCUUUUCUGUUAGAUUCUGAAAAAUGGUUGUAUUGUAUACAUUUCCCCUUUAAGUGGUACAGAUCUAAAAAACCAAAAUUUACCUUUUUUCAUAUAUGUUAGAGAAUGUAACGUGUUCACAUUUGCAGUUUGCUUAUGAAUUCUUAGUUUAGAAAAUAUGGCAUUUAAACACUUAAUUUUUGUUGAAAAUUUGAUAUUAAAUCAGUAGGUUUGAUCUUAUUUUGUUGUGUGUAUAUGUGUUGGGAGAGAGGAGAUGCUCCUGGACACAGUAGUGUCAUCCUCUUUAGUGGCUGGGGGUGUUUUCUAUGUGAUAUGUUUGGAAAGUUCAUGUUUAACUGAACUUUUCAUCCUGGCAUAUUUAAUGCAACAUUUGAUGACAUUUAGUUUAAAUACCAGUCUGACUUCAAAAAAAAGUGUAUUUUUAGAUUCAGUUACCAUGGCGUUGGCAGGAUAGCUCAUUUAACUUUAUAUGGCAUGUGACUGGUAUCAGAGGAAACAUAUACUUUUGGUGAUUAUGUUGAAAUUAUUUCAUAGUAAAUUUUAAAGUAGGAUUAUACUAAUGUUAUAUUUGUAAACUAGUUGUAUUUUUUAAUGCAGUGAUUUCAGUGAAAGUGGUUUUUCCCCCUUCUUAGAGUAGAAAAGCAAUUACAAAUGGACUAGUGUGCCCAACUUUAGUGAGAGCAUUAUCCUGACACUAGAUUGGAUGUUUGCGUUUUUUCAUGGGCCUACUGACUCUUACUCAAAAUUCCAUUUUGGAAAAGGUUUUCUUUAAGCUUUAUUGCUGGAUAAAUUCUUUUCAAGCCUUUUAUAAUGGCUUUUACUUUUUACUUGAAUAAUGGUCUCAGUAUUUUAAGGAUUGGGAAAACUUGAAUUUUUUUUACCAUAAAUGCAUUGCCCACCUCCUUGAACUUGAAAAUGAAGCAACAGGGUUAGACUCCCAAAUGGCCCAGAUGGUGGAGUGGUUUCUAGGAGGGUUUCCUCAGCUUUUCAGGUUUGUUUGAAAAAUCUGCACGUUGACUUGGUAUAGGAAUUGUCUUAAUUUCACUGACUAUGUUUUUGUUUCAUAGUGGUUGGUGAAAUGAUCAGCAAGCCAAGAUUUAUUGUUAUAUGAGGAAAUUUUAAGAAUGGGAAAACUGUGGCAUUGAGAUUUUUUGAAGUCCUCAUAAAUCAUUUUGUGUGUUGAUUUUUGUGUAAUUUUUUUCAUUUCAGGUUGAAGAAAAACUAAAUAUUAAGUAUUUAUAUUAAAUUUAUAUAUUAUUAAUAUUAUGUUACAGACCUUGGAAAUAUUGUAGACAUUUCUUAAUGGCUGUAAAUGAGUCAUUUGGCCUUUCUUCAAAAUUUGCGUGACAGAAGGGCAUCAUAUAGUAAAAAUGAAGUUGGAACUGAGAAUAAAAAAUGUAGGCUUCUGUUUCUAAUUAAGUAGUUUUGUAAAUGAGGGUAAGUCACUUCUCUAAAUGCUUAAUUUCUCCUAAAAGGAAAUAUUGAUCCCUUCAUACCUCAUAGGGUUGAGGCUUGCAUUAGAUAAUAGAUGUGAAAGUACUUUGUAAAUUGUAAAGUGCUUUGCAAAUAAAAAUGAUUACUGUUAUUUGUAUCUGCCAUUCUUCUACAUGUAAGGAAGCCAUACAUCAUGAUGUGUUCCCCCACACUUUGAUCUUUGAAGCUCAAUGCCACGCCACUACUCUGUGCUACUUAGCAAUCCCAGACUUGAGAAGCAAAAUAAAUGCUCAUCCUCCUAAAAUGACAGUAGCCUUAAAUUCAACAUAAAAUUGUUUUGAUUUACUUCCUUUACUUGUCAUCAAACUCUCUGAAGGCAAGGGACAGUGUCUCUUAUCUGUCUGGUUAAUAUCUUUAUCCCCACAAUCUGACAUAGGACCUGGCUCAGAGCAGAAGUUUUAUAGAAUGAAUAAAUGACUCUGUAAUUAUUGCAUGUAGUCACACCAGCCUUCUCCCUUCUGUGAGGGAUUAUAGGGCAGUGAUGUUUGAAAGGUAGUCCAGAGCCUCAUAAGCAACCUUCCAUUUGGUCUAGGUUAUUCUAGAUUUUAAAUAAUGAAUAAUAUCUCUUUUUGGUAUCAAGAGAUUAAUUUGGUAAUGUGAGUCCUCUAUAUACUUAGAUAACUUUACUUCUGGAAACUCUGUAGCUUUGGCCCAGAGAACUUCAGGCAGUGCUUUCAAAUUGCCAGUUUUUCACAGAAUGGAUUAGGAAAUAUGUAGUUGGAUCACACCUUCUUGGCUCUGGAUCCAGAUAAAGCUCUCUAAAACUGGUCACAAGGCCAAAGGAACUAUAGAAAGCCUUGAUGAAAGAAACUUUCUGUGUGGUUUUGCUUUGUCUCCCUUUCAGCCUUUCCCAGUUUUCUAGCUCUGUCUUUCCUUCUUCCUUCUUUUUCUUACCACACUAUUGGUCAUGUAUCCAGAAAGAAGUAUCUCCUUGAUACUGCCAUAGGGUAUGGAAAAUUGUAUUAUGUAAGAGCAGUGGCUUUUAGGGAAAGUUUAAGCAAUCAAGAAGCACUUAUCUAGCAAGUUCUGCUGUGUGCCAGGUAGUAUAACUAGCCUCAGAGAGGGAUCAAAGAAGGAUCAUUCCUUUCUUGUAGAACUAUGUAGUCUUUAGGUGUUUCUUGUGGAAAAAUUCUGUGAUUAUCUGUCUUCCAGGAAGCCUCACUGUUCUCUACUUUAUCUGGAAGAAUGUACCAAGGCUUCCUGGUGGGCCACCCCCACAGCACUGUUUUUUGUGCGGUACAAUCAGAUGAUGCUGGUGUAUAAAAUCAUGUCACUUUAUUAGUUUAAGAAGUAGAUGCUGGUAAUUGAGAGCAGUCUUCUCUAUUAGUAGAUAUUUAUGGGAAGCCAAACUGUAUUCAGAAGCUUGCUUGGUGGGAAUGGAAUCUCAGAACAUGGUUCUGUAAUGUGAACAUUAUUGGGAUCAUAGUAAAAGAUGAAAUCAUCCCUGCUUCCAUUAUUGACUAACCUCCCUUCUCAUUGACAUAUUACGGUAUUUCCUUAGUUCAAUUAACUUCUUCUGUUACUUGUCUUUUAGUCAGAUUCCUUGCAAGUCUUAGUAGUCUGCAAGCCUGCAACUUAUUCUUUCUCUUUAAGGUGGUUUUUAUAUCCCCAGACUUAUCUUUUAUCAUAAAACAUACUAGUUUUAUGAUUUAUUAUUAUUCAAAACACAUCUUUAUUUUUUACAUUAGUUUGAGGGAGCCGCUCAUCUUAGUUUUCAUGUAGUUCCUAGUUAGAAAAGCAAAAUACAUGAAACUACCUAUAAAAAUUAAUAGUAUCAGAUAAUUAGGGAUGUGAUAUUCAUGUCAGAUCAUGUCUAGCAAAGGAGGCAGGGAGAGGCAGAUGAGUUGGAAAGGACCUUAGAAAUCAUUUGGUCUGAUUCUGUUAUUUUGCAGACGAGAAACCAGCCCAGUGGCCACUGGGUUAUCUAUUUAUGGUAAUACCCAGACUUCAUGCUUCCUAAUCUGUUGCCCUUUUCUAGUAUAUCACAUUGCUUUUGCAGAGGAGUUGGAAUUUGACUUGACUCAGCCAUGCCAUGGGGUGGGCACAUGUGUAUGUGUGUAAUUCUAAGGGUAAGAAGUAUGAGCAAUAAUAUAAAUGUUAAUUGAGACUCGUUAUGUUUCAGGAGAAUUUUAUAAACUUUAUGUUAAUACUUCCAACACUGUAAGAGCUAGUGACUAUUAUUAACCCCAUUAUACAGAAGAAACAGAUUUUGAGGUGCCAGAGUCAGACAGCUUGUAAGUAGAAGAUCUGGGAUUCAAACCUAGGACUUGCUGACUCCAAAGCCUAUAUUCUUACCUUAAUUUUUUCUUACAUUCUACAUUUAAUUUUCACAGCAACCUAUCAGGUAGUUAUUUUGAAUUUUCCUAUUUUAUAGGUGAGGAAACAUAGGCUUAGAGAGGUUAAGAAGCUUCUAAGGUUACAUAUAUAGUAAGUGUUAUGAUUCAAAUCCAAUUCUUUGACUCUAAAGCUUGUGUUCUGUACCAUUAUGUAAGCCUAGGCUUUAGAAACAUAUGACAGACCUCCUGCUAAAUAUAGCAGAUUGACUAUGCAUAUUUCUGUUAACUCCACUAUAAAGAAUAGCAAAAGUAUAAUAUGGAUAAAAAGAAGGAGAACAGAGAUAAUGACAGACAGUGAUGCCAGCAGAAUUUUGGAAUAUAGAAAUUCAGUGGACGAGUAGUAACUGACUCAGCGGAAUCAACAGAGCUGCUUUCUAAAGUCAAAUGAGGAAGAGGAGCAAAAAGAAACAGGCUGAUUUGUCUAUUGACCACAGUAACUACUUGAGAAUUGGAUUCCUAAGAUGUCCCUAUAAGCAUAGAGACUGAAAAACAAGAAUUGAUAGAGACUGAAAAACAAGAAUUGAUAGAAGCUGAAAAACAAAGUAAUUGAUAGAAAGUUUAUAUAAGGAAUGUUUAGACAUUAUCACCCCUUACUCCUCUUCCCCAUCCCACCUGAAUCCCCAUCCCAAGCAGGCAACUGGUUUUCACCAUUGCAGCAGAAGGUGGGAGAUUUACUCUUUGGAAAAGCUGAACCACUCUAGAUGCCAGGCAUAGCUGAGAAUGGGACUAAAGGUGUGCUUUGUUACAAACAUGACUGCUAUAAGAAAGUCUGUAUGUUAAAUAAUCAGCCCUCUUACCACACUACACUUUCAGAAUGUUCUAAGCAGGAUAUGAGAGGAGUGUAUUCUGGGGACUGACAUUUGAGGGCUCAGAAACAAAAUAGCCACAUUCCCUGCCUAGUCACUUUAAGGUGAUGCCCAUCAAUCAACACAUCCAACCCAUGCACACAGAGCUCACAGUUUUUUAUUGCUUCACUUUUAAUAUUAACAGACAGCCAGAGAUAAUCGCACUUUUGAGAAAAAGUUCUCACAUAAAGUACAGAGCCCAAAACAAGCAAAUGACAGAAAUCAGAAGAAACAGAAAGAAUGUAGGUUGCUGAAGAAAACAACCAAAAAACCCAACUGUAACUAACAUUCUCGGAGAAGAUUUUGUAUCCAUUAAAGCAGGGGAGAGGAGAGUGCAGUAAAAA
Pongo pygmaeus (Bornean orangutan) is the source of this 12571-nucleotide messenger RNA. RefSeq names its product G protein-coupled receptor 21 (gene GPR21). Gene Ontology annotation, cellular component: membrane. NCBI's taxonomy places the organism in Eukaryota, Metazoa, Chordata, Mammalia, Primates, Hominidae. Gene Ontology annotation, biological process: G protein-coupled receptor signaling pathway. The transcript is spliced from 2 exons. Bases 4622 to 5671 code for a protein of 349 amino acids. The record is from RefSeq and is a predicted model, not a curated record. Gene Ontology annotation, molecular function: G protein-coupled receptor activity.